AAGAAUUUGAAAUCAAGAACUAGGAACUAAGUUCCCGGGCCGCAGCUUCCUUCUUCACCAAUGACCACCUCGCUCAUCCACGACCUCCUCACACCCGCCAUCGACACCGCCAAAGCGCAUCAAUAUGCCCUCACCCAAUACGCUGACGCCCUCUCUGCAGAGCUCGACGAGCUCGACAAACUCCUCAAAGCGGCGGAGCGCGACAAAGAAGAUGGGGACGAGGUCCUCGGGGUCCAAGUACAGGUCGUAGGCGCGAAUAAACCUAUGGGGCCGGUAGCGUCGAGUGAGCUAGUCAAUCCAUCAUCACCAUUCUAUGAGGAGUCGAAGCAGAGAAUGCAGUAUCUAGCUUGGACGACUCUACGGCCUAUGAAGGCCAAAGAACUCGCGGCACUAGAUAAGGGCGUCAAGAACGAGAAUACACGGCUGAAAGCACUGCAAACGAGGGAACGUGGGUCAUCGGAUAUCGACAUAACUCACAACACAGAAGGUAUCAACUGGGCCAUUAUCGCUGAAAAAGUAUCCGACGCGUCUACGGCGAAAUGGACCGCAGACGAGGUAGAGUUCAAAUGGAUGGCAGACAAGCACCCUAGGAUCAAUCAUGGCGAGUGGACAGACCAAGAGAUUGAGCAUUUGAAGGUAGUCGCUCAAGAGACAAAGGUGGACUGGGUGCAAGUUGCAAAGGACCUUGGUACAAACCGUAUCCCUCUUGACUGUAUGCGCAAAGCCAUCCAGCUUCGGCAACGGCCCAAAUAUGCGUGGAAGAAACGUGUCGAUGACCGACUCGAGGAAGCCGUCGGAAAGUACGGUGUGGCGAACUGGAGUCUAGUUGCCCGAUACGUCGCCAACGACCUCAACGCCGUACAAUGCGAAGCGCGAUACGUCCGACUACAUCUCAAUCGCAGCCCAUGGACGGAGGCAGAGGACGCACGGCUGGAUUUGGCAGUGGCGGGGUACGGACAGAGCUGGGUGGAUGUGGCGAGUGCGAUGCCGGGGCGGACGAAUGACCAAUGCCGGGACCGGUGGAUCGAGCGACAAAAGGUGGCCAGUGUCUGGACGGAGGACGAUGAUCGUCGGCUCGUCGAGCUCGUUGACCAGUUUGGGACCCUUGUGCGAUGGAAGGCCGUCGCGAGCGAGAUGGGUGGGGGGAGGACUGAUGUCAAUUGCCGGUUGAGGCAUAACAAGAUCAAGCCGACGCCUCCUCCAGAAGCACAAAAGAAAGCCAAAGCCAAAGAAAAAGAAAAGGAAAAGGAAAAUCCCGUCUGGAAGCAGCCUCCUACAUAUGCGCUCAGUGCACCAGUUUCUGCCGCGCCUCCUUCAGCUGGGCCUGUGUUGACUACGUGGGCACUGAACCCGCGUACGAGGGGAAACCAGGCCGUUCCGAAUCCAGCUCCGCGUGCAUGGCCAAGCCCGGUCCCUCAACCGCCUAUACCAGCUGAAGCUGGGCCGUCAACACCUCAACCCGUUGCCGUAGAGUCUGAUGCUAUGGACGUUGAUCCUGUGGUUCCUCAACAACAAUCGAAACCAAAAGGGAGACGGAAGAAGGAUGCUAACUUGAACGACGAUCCGAUGGAUGUAGAUACCGAGACUGCGCCCAAGCCCAAGCCGAGGGGAAGGUCGAAGAAGGCUCAGAAUGAGGAAGCAGAUGUUCCUGCGACUGCUGCGAAGGGUUUGAGAAGAAGUGCGAGAGGCAAAGACAAGGAAAAGUAGGAAUUAUACUUUGAAUAUUGUCUUCAAUGGACAUGUCAAGGACAUUCCUUAUUUUAGAUGUAAAAUUUCAGAAUUCGGCUAUCGGCGCUAUGGUGUAGUGGCAGC
Desarmillaria tabescens is the source of this 1812-nucleotide messenger RNA. RefSeq lists its product as uncharacterized. The record is from RefSeq and is a predicted model, not a curated record. Gene Ontology annotation, biological process: snRNA transcription by RNA polymerase II; snRNA transcription by RNA polymerase III. Gene Ontology annotation, cellular component: snRNA-activating protein complex. Gene Ontology annotation, molecular function: RNA polymerase II cis-regulatory region sequence-specific DNA binding; RNA polymerase III type 3 promoter sequence-specific DNA binding. Bases 61 to 1707 code for a protein of 548 amino acids. NCBI's taxonomy places the organism in Eukaryota, Fungi, Basidiomycota, Agaricomycetes, Agaricales, Physalacriaceae. The transcript is spliced from 8 exons.